Molecule: messenger RNA, 2262 nt
Organism: Alternaria viburni
Lineage: Eukaryota; Fungi; Ascomycota; Dothideomycetes; Pleosporales; Pleosporaceae
Exons: 6
Coding region: 1-2262 (753 amino acids)
Molecular function (GO): ATP binding; ATP hydrolysis activity
Source: RefSeq, a predicted model, not a curated record
AUGGAAGGUAGAUUGCUGUUCCUGCCCGAGCACUGGAACCUAAGCGUUAGGCCCUGGCAAUGUGUGGAGAUCAGACUAGACUCGCAGGAAGAAGAUACUGACUCAGACUCCGAAUAUGGUAGCUUGCACCCACCUGGUCGUUUUGGAGUGCCUCUAUCGCCUCCAAUUACUGCGGCUAAGCAGAAAACGGCCGAUGCACAGGCUACAAUGGAUUCGGCAAUGAUAGUAGUGAAGUACCGGAUCGAUUUCCACUCCAAAUCGCAAUACACUGGAGAACCGGAAAACUUCCUGUACAGCAAAACUUGGGACGCACCUGUAGUGAUUCAAAGUUCAAAUCUGAAUGGCGAGUCUGACCAUGUCCUUGAGGAAAUCCAUCACAUUAUCUUAGGAAAGUCGACAGGUGCCAAGAAGAAAGACGGUGGUAAUAUUUCCGAUUCAAGCCUUAUUCUGGGUCCUGGCGAUACUGUCCAACCAAAGAGGCUCCACAUCAGGUCCUCGCUCCUGCUCAACGCCUUACGAUCCCUUAUCAAAUACUCGUCGAAUGAUACUGAACCGCUAGUAGACGGUAUGUUUGCAUUCCCGUUCAAGGAGCUCUAUCACCACCGGGCAGAAUUACUUGAGUAUCAAAACGGUUCAAGCAGCGCGCGAGCGAACCACACUUUGGAAGACAAUGACAAAUGCGACCGUCAUAUUAGCGUCUUACUCGACUACCUGGACAAAGAACCUACUGUACAGCUUCAGUCAGUCAAGAACCUGUGGGCCCAAAAAGUGCCUACUACGACGUUUGCGGGUUUAUGGCUACUAUUGAAGCCUGGAUCUGACGUCUACAUCACAGAAUAUGGACAACUGAAUGCUUGUGUGUUGGAACUGGUAUGCGGUGGAAUGGAUUACAGUUCGCGGACGGUGAGAGCAAGUGACUACGAAAUUAAUGUGUGGUACCUUGUCUUCGACGGCAAGGUCAUCAAGAGGAAGUCAAAGGUCAUAAGCGUACCUGUGUUUGAUGGAGAACGCGAAAUAAUGUCCUUGCCCAUCUUUCCGACAUAUUUCCGGGACCAGCUGGAUGGGGGUAGUCUACGGCAUACGCUGAUCGAGAGAGGAGAGAAGUUCUUUUGCUAUGCGAAAGGGCCUACUUUUCUGGAAUACUCGGGGUCAGGAUUGAAACAGGGCACAAAAAAGGGAGCCACUAUAUCUCUCACUUUCAGCGACUACGAUACCCUUGAUCCCAGUCAGGUAAAAGGAUUAUCCGAGCAUCAGGCACUAUUGUGCAUGUCACACAUGUUCGGAUUCAUUCUCAAGGAUCGAACAUACGACAUUCUCGAUGUAAACAGUCUAAGAGAGCCCACUCUUGCAGAAAAUGCAAUCGACGAGCUCGUUAUGCGCCCAGAGAAGAACAAAGAGAUGAUUAAAGCCAUCGUCAAAACAUACACCGAUAGCGAUAGCCAAGCCGAGCUCAUGGGUGUUGACUUCAUACGCGGAAAGGGUGAAGGUCAAAUAUUUCUCUUGCAUGGACCACCGGGGACUGGAAAGACACUCACAGCUGAAUCUGUCGCAGAAUACACAAAACGACCGCUGCUUAGUAUAACGGCAGCUGAUCUGGGGCACGAACCUAUCGAACUAGAGCGAAACCUUCUACGGUUUUUCAAGAACGCGGCAGCCUGGGAUGCAAUAGUGUUGUUAGAUGAAGCAGACAUCUAUCUCGCGCAACGGUCUUCCGAGGAUCUAAGACGUAACGGCAUCGUUUCCAUCUUCCUGCGUGCGCUCGAUUACUUUGAAGGAAUCAUAUUCUUCACAACAAAUCGGGUUGGACACUUUGAUGAAGCAUUCAUGUCACGAAUACAUGUGGCUAUCGGCUACGAGCCGUUAGACGAUCAAGCUCGAGAACAAAUCUGGGAUUCCUUCUUCAGACGACUCAAAGAAAACCAUAGGGAUGGAGGACCGAGGAUCGACUACGACUACGACGCUAAGCAAUACGUACGAAAAAGCGAAGAGGUCAAAAGUCUCCACUGGAACGGGCGAGAGAUACGGAACGCUUUCCAGACCGCUGUUGCUCUCGCAAUCGCUGCCUCAAAAACAGCAAAGCAAAAGGGUCGCCCGGAGGCGGAAUGCGUCCCCCAACUUACAGAAGCGCACUUGAGUCAAGUAGUGCAAUUGUCUGCGGCUUUCAAGGCGUACAACAAGGCAGUGCACGAGGGUUUGACUGAAGCAGACUUAACGUAUAGGCUUGGGAAUCGUUACGAUCAACCUGAUCGCAACGAACAUUAG